Phascolarctos cinereus (koala) is the source of this 1684-nucleotide messenger RNA. RefSeq names its product histidine rich glycoprotein (gene HRG). Lineage: Eukaryota; Metazoa; Chordata; Mammalia; Diprotodontia; Phascolarctidae. Gene Ontology annotation, biological process: regulation of platelet activation; negative regulation of fibrinolysis; negative regulation of endopeptidase activity. Gene Ontology annotation, molecular function: zinc ion binding; heparin binding; serine-type endopeptidase inhibitor activity. The record is from RefSeq and is a predicted model, not a curated record. Gene Ontology annotation, cellular component: extracellular region; blood microparticle.
AUCCACGAGCCACAGGGCUUGUUUUUAUUCUAAGAGACUGUCCCCUAAAUUCUGCCCGACAUCUCCCGCCCGUGUGGUGGGUUUCCAUGCUUUGCCACCAUGUGGGCUCUGACAGUCCUGCUGCUUCUCCUGGCCUCAGCAGAGCUUUCAUCCUCAGUGAGCCCUGCAGAUUGUGAGGCGGUUGGGCUCAAGGCUGGGGAAAUCCUGAAUCAGAUCAAUGAAAAGCGAAGGGACGGCUACCAGUUCCAGCUGUUACGCGUUGCUGAUGCCCACACUGAUGCACCCGAGGAGGAAUCUGCAGUUAUCCACUAUUUGGUCCUGGAUGUGAAAGAAUCAGACUGCUCUGUCCUGUCUAGGACACCCGUGGAGAAUUGCCAACCAAAAGGUGGCAAACGGCCCACUGACACUGUCAUCGGGAAAUGCAAAGUGGUGGCCAUCAGCCACCCAAACACCACCUAUUACCCGGAGCAUGAUAAGGUGAUUGAGUUCAACUGUACCACAAGCUCUGUUUCUUCUGCACUAACCAACCCCACAUCUGAGACUGUGAUUAUUGACUACUUUGAAAAUCCAGAACAAUAUAAGGAGCAGGCAGAGAAAGCCCUCAAGCGGUACCAGGAGGCUAAUGCCAGUGUCUCCUCUUUCCAGCUGUUGAAGGUUGAGAGAGCUCUGGAGGAGAGGGGAGGAGAAAGUACCACUUUGUACUUGGAUUUUAGCAUAAGGAACCACUCUGAAGAAGCCCCACCUCCGCCUCCACCACCGCCUCACCACUUCUCUGGGCCAGAAGGCCGGCCUCCGCCUCCUCACUUUUUCAGAAGCUGUCCGGUCUUUGGAUUUUGCUGGGCAGCUCUUGUGUACGAUGUGAAGAAUUCGGACUUGAACAAACCAGAUGAUCUGCAUGUAAACUGUGAAAUUUUCAAGGAGGACCCCAAUUUCAGCAGUGGACGACACCACCGUUUUGGUGGGCAUGGGCACCAUCCUCCUAGAGGCCCACCUCCAUCACAUGGACAUGUGGGUCACGGAAGCCGAAAACCUCCUCACCCUGAUCAUUCACAUGAGCACAGAGGGCCACCUCCUACCCACCCUCCUUCUUUGGAAGAGAAAGAGCCUAAGGCAGGGCCACAGAAGAGUUCUGAUAAUUCUCCUGUCAGAGAUGAACCAGAUCUCCAUCAUCCUGAAGGAACUCAUCCCUCCUUUGCCCAUGCUGACCACCAUAGGUCUGAUCCUCACAAGCCAUGUCCUCUUGGUCCUGGUCCACAUAAGUAUGGUUCUCAAGGUCAUGGUCGUCAUGGUCAUGGUCCUCAUGGUCAUGGUCGUCAUGGUCAUCAUCGCCAUGGUCCCCACGGCCACGGUCCAUGUGGGCAUGGGCCUCCACCUGGGCAUACAGAACAAGAUGUUCACAGACUUCCUCCACUAAAGAAUGGUGAAGUCCUUCCUUUGCCUGAAAUCAGUAUUCCUGGUCAAGGUCCAUGCCCAGAAAAACAACACCCUCCAAAACCAGAAAUUCAGCCCUUCCCACAGACAUCUUCAGAGUCCUGUCCAGGGAGCCUCAAGUUUGAAUCUCCACAACUUUUGCCAUUUUUGGAACAUAAGAUUUAAAAUGAUCAGCUGAUUUUCACAAGGGAAAAAACCAAAAGAGUCAGGUGUGCUGAGUCAGAAAUAAAAGAGAAUCAUUGUAAAAUUCUAA